This is a messenger RNA of Polyodon spathula (Mississippi paddlefish), 4150 nucleotides long. Its product is annotated as T-cell differentiation antigen CD6-like. The record is from RefSeq and is a predicted model, not a curated record. The transcript has 12 exons. Bases 290 to 2038 code for a protein of 582 amino acids. Gene Ontology annotation, cellular component: membrane. NCBI's taxonomy places the organism in Eukaryota, Metazoa, Chordata, Actinopteri, Acipenseriformes, Polyodontidae.
AGUGUAUGACCCUAUAUAUGUAAAAGUAUCAGUGGUGAUAUACUGUACAAAUUCAAUAUUUAUAUUUAUAUUUCUUGUUCAUCCAACAGCUGAAGCCCCGAUCACCUUGUUUCGAUUAUUUGGUGGUGACAGCCCUUGUUCUGGGAGCCUGCAGGUAUUUUAUAAUAAAACAUGGGUUCCAGCAGAAGUCACCCCAGUUUGGAGUAUCAAUGAAGCAACCCCAGUCUGUGAAAAACUGGACUGUGGAAAAGCUUUUGAUGUUCAACCACUUCAAAAUCCCAAUUCCCAAAUGCAACACUCCCAAAACAAUUCAGGACUGCUUCAGUGUAACUUUGGGGGUCCAGAUUUUUUUAAUUGCACAGAAUCUCAGAAAGGUUAUUACAUUAAUAGGACAAACGUCAUCUGCAGAGGUCACAGAGCUGUGCGAUUGGCUGGAGGUAGAGAUGCUUGUGCUGGAAGAGUGGAGGUCUGGGAGGAAGGGUUUUGGGGCACUGUGUGUGACGAUUGGUGGGACAUGAAGGAUGGCGAUGUGGCCUGUGCACAGGUGGGCUGCGGAUUUGCUGUGGAAGUGCUGUUGGACGGAGCACGCCAGUUUGGAAAUGGGCACGGCCCUAUUCUGAUGGAUGAUAUGAACUGUACAGGAACAGAGAGAUUUCUGUGGGAAUGUCCAGUUCUGAAACACAGCGGGGACUGUGGUCACAAAGAAGAUGCUGGGGUCAUAUGUUCAGAGCACAAGGCAAUACGCUUGAGCGGUGGCUUGGACAGGUGUUCUGGCAGAGUGGAAAUCCACCGCAAUGGGUCAUGGGGAACAGUGUGUGACAACUUGUGGGGAGAAGAUGAGGGGGGAAUGGUGUGUUCCAUGCUGGGCUGUGGGGUCCAAGUGAAGGUCAAAGGUUUUAACACCACCUUCAAACACCACACAACUCUAAAAUGGUUCUAUCGUUGCACGACGCAUGAUCGUAGUCUUUGGGACUGCAUGGAAUACGUCAAUAACCCACACCUCUGCUUGAAGUCCUCUGCAGCUGCAGUUGUGUGCAGCAAAUCCCUUGGACUUUCUCCCGUCACUGCAGAAGAAACCUGGACCACAGGGACUCCAACAUCUGCCUUUAUUUUAAUAGAAAAGUCAGGUUUUCUGGUCACUCCAUCAGUUCUGGGCUGUUUCGUGCUGUCAUUUCUUCUGCUGCUGGUGACAAUACUUUAUGCUGUGCAAUUCUGUAGAUUCAAGAAAAGGGACAUGAUGCCAGUUCAGCAGACCGAUUCUAACCUGCAGACAGUUGUCUUGGUAACAGAGGAGAAUGAGUACCGAGAUGACGUCAAUCUCAUUAGAGUUACAACAACAAACAUACCAAACAGCAGCAAUGUAAAUCCUCAAUUGGAAGCCACUCAGCUUGUUAAUGAUGAUUCCUCAUUUGAAGCUGAUUAUGAGGACUAUGAUUUCAGUGUAGAACCUGCUGCCUCCACCUUUCAAAAUUCCCAUCAAAAUAGAACAGAUAACAGGAGCCCUAGCAUGAAUACUAUCCCAAUGACAACCCUAGCAGAAGAAGAAUCCCAGUAUACUCCCAACACAACCUACCCUGAACCUCUAAAUUUGAAUGAAGACUCCUCCAGCACAUCUUCAGGAGAAAGCUACCAGAAUAACGAGGCUGUGAACUAUAACACUGUUGAGGAUUUCAGCAGAUCCUCAGAUUGUAGUCCUAAAUCAUAUGUGGUUGAAAAUGGUGUGCCUUCCCAGGGUGACAAAGAUGUGGCCAGUGCCAAACCAGAAGUUCCCACUGGACCGCUCCCCUCCCAGUCUGAAGCCACCAUGUCGCAGCCGCACUACUGGAACCAAUUACAUAACAGUUCCAUUGCAUUUAAUCAACUCAAUGACAACACACUAGACUCUUCCAGCACAUCAUCAGGAGAAUGCGAUGAGAACAUCAGCAGACUUAACUCCAAGCCGCAAACUACAGGUGUCUCUGAGAAUCAUCAAGGCAAUGUUUGUCAAGAUUCCUCAUCAGGCAGUGAUUAUGAUGACAUUGCAGUCUACUACCAUUGAUGCAGAGCUGUAUUUCACUGUGGGCAUUCCUUCCAUUCACCACAAGCCAUUUAGUUAUGGCAGCAGCACCAAGUGUUCAACAGAAUUAUAAAUACAGAUGGAUAUCUCUUCAACCAAGAGACCAGCCUACCACCUUUGUUUAAUCACGGAGUGCUCAGGUUUGGAUGGCAUCACACAGCCAAGAAACUGCACAGCGUGUGUCACGCUUUUUCAAAACCAUGCACAGCAGUUUGUAUUGCUUAAUUGACCAUCCUUUAAUGCCUGAAAAGAAUACGGGCAUUGAAUCCCUAAGAGUCUGAAUCCCUUAUUGAGUCAAUGCCCACACCUUCAGCUGCCAGCUGUCAAAGAGAACAUCCUUUGGUUUUUACACUGUAGUUGCCAGUCAAGAUGAUUAUUUAAGCACUUUUCUAUAUUAUUUCCCUGAUAAACAACAAAUAGCCUUCAUUUAUGAAACAGUUGGAAGGUAUCUGCCAAGAGAAGUGUCCAAAAGUGUCCCAGUGCAGUCAGAACUUCACUUUGCACAGGUACCAGAUGAAAAUGUGUGUUUGAUAAUUCAGCAAAACAACUUUAAUAAUCACAUGUAAAACAAUGGUUUAGUUGUUAUGAAUUUUUCUGAUGUGCUACAGAGGCACAUUCAGUGCAAAUUCAUAGAUGCGAGUAAUAGGCUACAAAAGUACUGAUUGUGGCGCUACUAUUCCUGAAAAAAAUCCAGUUUGCCCUGUCCUUUUUUUAUUCUGCGAUGGUUUUACAACAAACUUCCAAGUGCCAUGCCAGUGGGUGUCAUUUUAUAGCAAUUAAGGAGGAACUAUGCUAAUAUUUUAAGUACCACUCAUUAGAAGAACCGUACGUUGAAUGUGCACUGUAUUAAAACAACAUUGUAAGAUAUGUAUCUUUGAGAAGCAAAGUAUCACCAAAAAAGUGCACAUAAUUUCAUAUAAUUAUUAAAAAUAAUGACUUUCAUGCUGCGUGUUUACCACAAACCCACUUUGUCAGUUUUGAGGUCUAGCAAGUACUGUACUGAUCUCCAGCUGCACUGACAAGCAUAGGCUUGUGUCUCCCUUCUAACCAGUUUUGCUUUUAGAGUCAGGUAUGCUGUUUCAGGUAUACUUUUAAAAAACAGAAGAAGAAAAAAGUCAAAACUAGAUAUACAUGUAUCAGUUUCCGGGGACAACAAAUUUUGAAACAUCGAACUUCUUUACUAUUGGCUAUCACAAAUCUUAAAACAAAGCUACUCUGAUUGAUGUUCAGCAAUCAAAUACAAGCAGUUCAAAUAAACCUUUUUUUCUUUUUUUUUUUUUAAUGAUGAUUUAUUAUAAAUAAAUACAUUAUUUUGCUUUUUUAAUGUCAUUUUUCAAAGAGAAUGUAAUGGAGGAACAUGGAUAUAAUUAUGAUGGUUCUGAAAUGUCAAUGUUUAGAAAACAGUCAUGCAUGUAAGAAGCAGGCUAAAUGGUAGCUCAUUAGAAAGGAAGGAAGCUUUGCUACUUGGCUUUUCCAGUGAUUCAUGUACUUACCUAAAAAAAAAAAUCACUUGACUGGUGCCAUUCAUAAUCAGAAGACGUUGCUACAGGGAACUCACAGGUUCAUAAACAGGAUUAUACAGUAUUUCAGUAUGCUGGGUAGUAUUAAAUGUUUCUUUCAAAAAAGAAAUUUCUAGCAAAUAUAAUUUAUUACACCAAAUAUUUGUCACAGCAAUACAUGUUAUUUAAAAUUAAAAUUAAAACAUAUAUUUACAAGUGUUUUAAAAGUAAAUGCAGACAAUUAGAGAGAUUUAUAAAUCUCAAAAUGGUUUCAAGGUUUUCACAGUCAGUUUAGACCACUGUGAAAUUGUAAGGUGGCAAAGUGUCCCAGUGGUAUUGCUUAAUGUUAAAUAGCUCAGUCAGACUGUUGUCAGUGCAUUAAAACUGUGUAAUAACUUCUUGUAAUAUACGUUAAUGCACCUUUUAAUCAAAUUCAGGACAAUGAUUAUGACGACAUAACCUUUAUUAACAUGGUUAUUCAGACAGGCCUAUGUUAUAGAACAAACCCAGGACACAGUGUCUAUAGGAAGUAUUCACCCCCCUUGGACGUUUUCAGUUUGUUGUGUUACAACCAGUCAAAGCCCAGACUUGAAUC